AUGAUGGGAAGGAAGAGCGCGAGCCGCUCGUAAGCAACAUGGCGGCGAACGGCUAGACCCCGCAACCGGGCCGCGGCUGAGGGUGUAUUCGGGAUGGGCUGGCAGCUUGUCAGUUUCCUCCGGCGGGGGGUAUGGGCGGCGCUGACGGGUGGCUGCUACCUGGAGCCCCAGCAAAGCGGCUUCUCUAACACCUUCCACCUUUACCUGUGGUUAGCGCUGCUCGGAGCCCCCUUUGUGUUACACCUGGCCGCAUCUCCCAGCAAAGUCGCACUUGGAAUUUACUGCGGUUUGGUAGCUCUCCUUUUUACUGCAAUAAAGACGAUUAAUUAUCGGCUUCACCUUAUGUUUGAGGAAGGAGAAAUAAUACAUCACAAUGACCAAACUGUUAUUUCCACAAAGGACAGGGUUGUAUCUGGAGAAAGAGACAAUAGUGAACAAGAAUCAUUGCCUUCUGUUAGUCCUGGUCGCAGGAAUCGUUUGCAAGGUAUUCAAUUGACUGAGUUCAACAGGGAUAGUUCAAAACCACCAGUCCGCCACAGUUCUUGGCAGUCCAUGCUGGACCCUGGGGUUAGCGACAACUCCGAUCUGCCGACAAACCCUAAAGAUGCAGAAGCAUUCAAAGAGAAAGACUUCAGAAGACUCGCUGCACCUCAGGACAGCAGUGUCCUCUCAUUGGAACCAGCUUGCAGAGGUCUUUUAAUGUUAGGGAGAGAAAGAGAAGAUCUUGACCUGAACAGUGCAACACCUCUGAUGCCCUAUUAUUCCCCAGUUUGUUUCCAGCAGUCAGUUUCUCAAGAUGCAGAGCCCAACAAACAACCCAAAAAUGAGUGUGACACCUUGGAAGACCCACCUUUGUUCCUUUCCCCAUCUGCUCUGCCGUGUCAGUCGACUGUUUGUCCACUUAGUGCUACGGGUCGGUUAGAUGGUUCUGAAAAUACCAAGCAUCAUGUUUCGGCUCGGAUUUGUACUGUGUCAGUAUGUGCUGACCUGGCUGAUUCCAAAGUGACUCUGACUGAGAUGAAGAAUCCUCUCAAUUCUCCAGAGCAACAGGCAUCAACAGAACAGUUCAUAGCUAAAUUAAACCAGGACCAUCAGUGUCCUAAUGUAUCAGAGACUGAAUACAAUGUGUUAGUGAUUAAUGCUGAGCCAGGACCAAUGUGCAACAUGAAUAUUGUUACUGCUGAAAAUACACCUUGCAGGAAAAGCUCCAAUCCUAGUAAAGAAACCCUUGGGAGUACUGUUGGUCGUGCUGACUGUGGGGACCAGAAGCUCCCAAGUGAACUGAGUACCAACCCUGCAGUAAUCAGAGUGACAGAUCUGGGAGCAAACGAGGCCGAUUUGAAUGAACCUGAUGAUGAAAGUAUUCCAACUAAGAACUUUUCUCUGGUGCAACUUACAGAACACAAGGAAGUAGAACUCUACCUUGAUACCAGCACAUACUUAAUUCAGAGCUUGGAGCCUAGGACUAAUCAAAAUAAUUCAGUUCAGGAUCCUAAACGGACACCGAGUUUGCCAAAUAUGCAAGAUCCAGAUUUAUCAGACAUCCCAGUUAUUGCACUGGAGCUGCCUGAAGCUGGGAGAAAGAGCACUGACAGUAUUAAUAAUGGUAACUUAAUACCCUCAUCUUUUUUGUAUGUAAAUGUGAAUAAAGGGAUGCAGAUAGCUGGAACUGAUAAAUCUGUAUUGAAAACAGAUCUUGCUGUCAGACCAAAGUCUUCCAGUUUUCUUAAACAGGCUCUGUCUAGUCACCAGUACGAUAAGCAGAAGUCAAGGAAACUUGUAAAUGUUGGUGCUGACUCCACUCUUUGUGUUGGAAAUGAGUCUUGGUCAAUUACAGUGGUCCCUAAGGAGAACAAAAGUGAAGAUGAGGACACAAGUGAUCAUACUAGUCUCAGCAGCACCUCAAGUCUGCAAUCUCAUCAUAAUUUUUCAGUAGAAACCUCUUCCAGUACUAAUUCGCAGUCCUGUUGUACCCCAGAUCAUGCGUACCACAACUACCAAAAUCCACAUCGAUCGACCAACUCCAGAGCUGUGUCAGACUCCUUCUUGAAAGUUGUGCAUUGCCUUAUAGAAAACCAGAGGCAACAUGAGCAACAAGUGGUGGCCGAUUGCUCCCUGCAAACGCAUAUCAGGGUCCUUAGUGCAGAUGGGGGAACAGAUGUGGUCUUGAACAGGACAUCCAGAGGGAGCACCAACGAUCAGGGAAGAACUUUAACCACUUCAAAGUCAGAUCUAGAGGCCAAAGAAGGGCAAAUGCCAAACGAAUCGAACUUUAUAGAAUUCAUUUCCUUACUGGAGUCAAUUAAUAGCUCAAGAAUUAAUGCAGCAGGCUGGACGAAUGAUUGUCAAGAAGAGGGUGCCAUGGGUGGAGUUGUGCCCCUAUUGGAGAAUGGACCACAAAAUACGAGGUGGCGUGACCACAACGGUGGUCCAAGAAGGUCAGCAAUACGACAACAGCAAAAUGUAGAGAACAAUCGAACUGUUUCUGCAACCUUCACCAGUUCAUCUCAGAGCUCCCAGGAUAAUCAAGAAGUGCAGAACAAUUCUUGUUCAUUACAUUGGGGCAGCUCCAUGUGUCCAAGUGAUAGUCCAAGGCAUGAAGCAGCAUCACACCACAAUACCUCUACUGGUGCCACACAUUUCUUUGUAGAUGAGCUUGGAGCAGUAAGAUCAUACACAUUUGGUCCUGAAAGCAGAGGUUUUGAAAAUUCAUUGGAUUGUCCUCCAAAUUCAGAACAUAAUCAAAGUUCAUGGGAUCAUCAGUCCAACUCUCAUAGUUACCCUUCAGCAGAUGGACACAGGGCAGAAGGAAUGGUGGAUGAGCCACCCCAUCAACAGCAGCCAGUCGUAUUGCAGAGAAUGCGCAUUAGAAGAUACUCAGAAGCACGGCAGGGCAGGACUGGGAAUCGUGAAUCAACUGUUAAAGUAAUAGAGGAGAAGUCCAACUGCAGACAGUCCUACAGGUUUUGGAUUUUACCUGGCAAGUGGUUGGGGAUUUGUUACGAUCGCCUGGCUUUACUGACUUUACUUGACAGGAAUUAUGAGAUUGGAGAAAAUGUAUUAGCGGUUUGCUUGGCUGUUCUUGUUGCCCUUCUUGGAUUCAAUCUCCUUAACCAAGGAUUUUUCAAGGACCUGUCAGUCUUCCACUUCUGCCUGAUUAUUGCAAGCUGUCAGUACUCCUUGUUAAAAAGUGCUCAACCUGAUCCUGCAUCACCUGUACACGGACACAAUAGAAUUGUUGCAUACAGCAGAUCCAUUUAUUUUUCCAUCUGCUGUAGCCUUGUAUGGGUUUUGGAUUUCGGGAGUAAAUGCACUCGACUUCCAACUUCUACUCUGUAUGGAAUCAGAUUAAUAUCUCCAGAAAACUUUGCUACUGCCAGAGAUUUUAUUAUCGGGUUCACACAGUGUUUCCCCGUCAUUUUCCUACUCGGUCUUCUUCCACAAAUUAAUACUUUUUUCACAUACUUGCUGGAACAAAUAGACAUGCACAUCUUUGGGGGAUCUGCUGCGACAGGGCUAAUCUCAUCACUGUAUGGCUUUUCCCGCAGUUUACUUGCUGUAUCGCUGCUGUAUGCUUUAUGUAUUGGCACAGUAAAGAGACCAUGGGAUACACAGCAUAUUCCAGUGCUAUUUUCUGCUUACUGUGGACUGCUAGUUGCUUGUUCCUACCACCUCAGCAGACAAAGCAGUGAACCGGCAGUGUUGAUGUCUCUCAUUCGCUCCAAGCUGUUCAAUGAAUUGGAAGUCCAGAAUCCUGAGCAUCCUCUGUCAGAAAACAAGGAUGUUCUUCCUGAAAAACUGAGGAAUUCUGUGAGAGAAGUCUUGAAGUCUGAUCUUAUUAUGUGUGCAGUAAUUACCCUUCUAACCUUUGCAAUCAGUGCAACUACUGUUUUCCUUUCAUUGAAGCCCUUUCUUGGUAUUGUGUUGUAUGCUUUGGCUGGGACAGUUGGAUUCCUGACACAUUACCUGCUUCCUCGACUUCGCACACAAGUUCCAUGGUUCUGCUUUGCCCAUCCUUUGCUUAAAACGAAGGAAUAUCAACAGUUUGAAGUCCGAGAUGCAGCCCAAUUAAUGUGGUUUGAGCGAUUGUACGUUUGGCUUCUAUGUUUGGAGAAGUACAUCAUUCACCCAGCUGUGGUGCUCAAUGCACUCACUAAUGAUGCUUUCUCUCUCAGUAGUCAGAAGAAGCUCGGCAUACAUUGCGAUGUUUUAAUGAUGACUAUGGCCAGUAUGAAGCUACUGCGCUCAUCCUUCUGUAAUCCAACAUACCAAUACAUAACUUUGAGUUUCACCAUCCUCUUCUUCCAGUUUGACUACAGCAGCUUCUCCGAGACUUUUUUGCUGGAUUUCUUUCUGAUGUCAAUUUUAUUCAGCAAGCUAUGGGACUUGCUGCACAAGCUGCAGUUUAUUUUGACCUACAUUGCCCCUUGGCAGAUUGCGUGGGGCUCGGCCUUUCAUGCUUUUGCACAGCCCUUUGCCGUACCUCAUUCGGCUAUGCUCUUCAUCCAAGCUCUUAUAUCUUCACUCUUUUCCACUCCUCUUACUCCAUUCCUUGGCAGCGCCAUUUUCAUGAUGUCCUAUGCUAGGCCAGUAAAGUUCUGGGAAAGGAAUUACAACACCAAACGGGUGGAUCAUUCAAAUACAAGGCUGGAUUCACAGAUAAACAGAAAUACUGGGGCCGAUGAUAACAACUUAAACUCUAUCUUCUAUGAACACUUGACGAGCUCGCUGCAGCAGAGCUUGUGUGGUGAUUUAAUCCUGGGUCGCUGGGGAAGCUACAGCACAGGCGACUGCUUCAUUCUGGCCUCGGAUUACCUCAACGCCUUGGUUCAGUUGAUCGAGGUUGGCAACGGCCUAGUAACUUUCCAGCUGAGGGGACUUGAAUUCAGAGGUACAUACUGCCAACAGAGGGAGGUUGAAGCGAUAACAGAGGGGAUCGAGGACGACAAGGGCUGCUGCUGUUGCUGCGAGCCAGGGCAUUUGCCUCACAUGUUGUCAUUUAACACAGCUUUUAUGCAACGCUGGCUGGCCUGGGAAGUUACAUCAUCUAAAUACGUACUGGAAGGCUACAGCAUUAGUGACAACAACGCAGCGUGCAUGCUGCAGAUGUUUGACCUGAGAAAGAUGCUUAUCACCUAUUAUGUAAAGAGCAUAAUAUAUUAUUUGAUUCGCUCUCCAAAACUGGAAAACUGGUUAAGCAAUGAAUCCAUACAGGAAGCUCUGCAUCCGUGCACAGCAUGGAAUUACAUCGACAGGGACCCAGGGGUUUUUAAUGUGAACAUUGAUGAAGACUAUGACCAUUGCCUCAAGGGAAUCUCAAGAGCCAGCUUCUGUAAUGCUUAUUUGGAGUGGAUUCAACACUGCACCAGUAAAAGGACAAAGCCUGUGAGAAGUGAUGGAGAUUCCCCACUUGUAACCCUUUGUUACAGCCUCUCUAUUUUUGGCAGAAGAGCUUUAGGAACGGCAACACACAACAUGUCCAUCAGCUUGGAAUCAUUUCUGUACGGGCUCCAUGCAUUAUUUAAAGGAGAUUUUAGAAUCACCGCCAAGCAGGAAUGGAUCUUUGAAGACAUAGAUCUGCUUCACAAGGUCAUUGCCCCAGGAAUCCGAAUGUCCCUGAAGCUCCACCAGGACCAUUUCACCUCAUCCGAUGAAUAUGAGGAUCUUGAAAUACUGUACGGAGCCAUCACCAGCCAUGAACGGACACUGGUCAUCUGUCACGAGGGAGACCCAUUAUGGCGCCAGUCCAUCCUGUCAAACGCAGAGGCUCUACUCGCACUCAGGCAUGUGGUCGAUGAUGGAGCUGAUGAAUACAAGAUAAUUAUGCUUCAUCGACGCUAUCUCAGCUUUAAAGUGGUGAAGGUCAAUAAAGAAUGUGUGAAGGGGCUGUGGGCAGGACAACAACUGGAGCUGGUAUUCCUCCAGAAUCGUAACCCGGAGCGAGGCAGCAUACAGAAUGCCAAGCAGGCCUUGAGAAACAUGAUCAAUUCCUCAUGUGACCAGCCAAUUGGCUACCCGAUUUACGUCUCGCCUCUUACCACAUCCUACGCUGGAUCACACAAGCAGCUCAAGAAUAUCUGGGGAGGUCCAAUCAGUUUGGAGAAUCUCAACCUGUGGUUCACUUCCAGGUGGCAAAAAUUGCGCAAGGGCUGCACCGGAGGCAACAUUGACGAUUCAGAUUGUGGAGGAGCUUCCUCAUCCAGCAGCAAUAACCACACCAGGACCAGAACUCAAAGCAUCAGCUCCAAGCAAACAAGGGCCUGGAGGCCACACACAGUAGCCUCGCUAACUGCUCAACAAGCUAGAGGACGAAGGGAGCAAAGAAGCUGUUCAGUGCAGGCUUGUUCAUCUCGAUUAGAGGCUCAGCAACCACCUGCUACAAGUCAGUCAGGAUCUAUGCUGGAAACACAGCAGCCAUCUUCACAGGCAUCAACAUCUGUCCAGGGCCUGGUUCAAAGGUUAUCCAACAGUCAGCUGUCGUUCAAUAAUUCAGUUGCUUCUAUGUUAUCCCAAGUACCUCGACUCUCCACUGCAAGCCAGCUCAGUAGCCAGGGCCACUCGGGCACACAGAACAGGUGCAGCAUCACCUCCUCCACGAGCUCCACCCUCAGCCUCUUGUUUGGGAAAAGAAGUUUAUCCAGCGGACUUGUGAUAUCCGGGCUGUCAGCAGCAGAGGGAGGGCACACAACUGACACCCAGUCAACAAGCAGUGUCAACAUUGCACUUGGACCAUCAGUCAGCCAUGGGAGCCAAAUGACAAAGGGCACCUCUGAUGCCUGGUCAUCUCUUGAUAUUACAAGUUCCAGCCAGCAGAAAGGAGCAAUGCACACAGAUGGUGCUCAGAAUGGAGACCAUAAAUUGCAGGAUGAACAGAGGAAUGUCACUUCUUACCCAAUGUGAGACCAGAAUCACCAGUGACCUCUUGAGCAUAAAUUGGAGGUGCUCCGGUCUAAAUGAAGCAGUCAAACCAGUAGAGGGACAAAGCAUAGAAUACUAAAGAGAGAGCAGCAAUGGGGAGAGAAAUCAUCCAGAACAUAAAACUUGGACAAACAUAAUAAUCUAGUGGAAUUAUUCUGAAUUAGAUGUUAAAUAUUGGUUUGUUUAGUGAAGUGAAUGUAUACUUUCAUUUUCAAAGCCAAAUGCAAUCCCAUCAAAAACUGCCUGUGAAUAACAAUGUAAUUUCUUGUGACUUUAAAGGUCAUAUUCCUGCUUUUUCAGCCAGACAGGAAUUGAUUGGACUUCCCCAAUGUUGAGUUCCCAGAAUAAACGUAGAGUCACAUGU
Messenger RNA from Carcharodon carcharias (great white shark), 7282 nucleotides. RefSeq names its product pecanex 2 (gene pcnx2). The record is from RefSeq and is a predicted model, not a curated record. The transcript has 35 exons. The coding region runs from base 94 to 6900 and encodes 2268 amino acids. NCBI's taxonomy places the organism in Eukaryota, Metazoa, Chordata, Chondrichthyes, Lamniformes, Lamnidae. Gene Ontology annotation, cellular component: membrane.